AUUACCAAAAAAGCCCGAAACGCGGGUGAAGUGUCGCGCGCGUGUCAGUGUGCGGGGAAGCGGCGCGCGGUGCGGGGGUGCAUGCGGGAGAUCUGUGGCUGCCGCAGUGGCGAGUCUAUAGACUAAUAAAAAAAAAACAAAAAAAACACGGGAUCGCAGUGCUGGACUUUUCAAGUGCGCAAGAAUCUAUACGGAGGGUCUUCACACGCUGACACACACACACACACACACACACACACACACACACACAGUACGCAGUGUUGAGCAUGGGAACAUGUACAGAACUUCCAGAAGCACAGCUCUGAAGGGUCCAAGAUGACGGAAAUGGGGCGUAAAAACCAGCAAUUGUUCACCAGCAACUUAGGGAGCACCGCAGUGGUUCAAUCUGACCAGAAGUUGUACAAAUCUGAGAUCAUAACUGGACGUCCUUUUCACGUGUAAAAAGGCAACUGAGACGUCCAGCUUCCAUCAAAUCUGAUUUGACUAUUCUUCUGAAGGAACAGUCCAGAUCAGCUCAAUUGCUGAAAAGCGUUAAAGUGGACGUUACAGGUGUGACAGGAUUGCAAAAGUAAAGUAGCUUUCUGUAAAUUUUCUUCUCUCAGAGGGUGAACCUGUGCUAUCACCUGUAUGAACCAUGAAGGAAACACACAUGACAAGUUCAGCUCAGUCAAGUGGAAGUGUUAGAGGUGUAGUGACCAGUGCCUUACUCUGGUGGACCAUGGCUGUUUUCUUUUUUUCAUUUUCACAGAUGCCAGUGGCCCAAGCUGAUUGUUGGCUAAUUGAAGGGGAGAAAGGUUUUGUGUGGCUGGCAAUCUGCAGCCAGAACCAGCCACCAUAUGAAGCAAUUCCACUACAUAUCAACAGCACUAUUGUUGACCUACGACUCAAUGAAAACAAGAUUCGGAGCAUCCAUUUUUCUGCUCUAAGCCGCUUCAGCAACCUCACCUACCUGAACUUGACCAAGAAUGACAUCUCCUACAUAGAAGAUGGGGCUUUCUCUGCUCAGUUCAAUUUGCAAGUGCUGCAAAUUGGUUUUAACAAGCUAAGGAACUUAACGGAGGGUAUGCUGCGAGGCUUGGGGCGUCUGCAGUACCUCUACCUUCAAGCUAACCUGAUUGAGACUGUCUCACCUAAUGCUUUCUGGGAGUGUCCUGCUAUUGAGAAUAUUGAUCUCUCCAUGAACAGGAUUCAGCAGUUGGAUGGAAAUACGUUUCGUGGCUUAUCAAAGCUAACAACAUGCGAGCUCUACUCAAACCCGUUCACAUGCUCCUGCGAGCUACUUGGAUUCCUGCGCUGGUUAGUAGCAUUCCCUAACAGGACAAGCGAGAGGAUGGUAUGCGAUACACCAGCUGGCUUUUCUGGCUACAGCCUCUUAAGCCAAAAUCCAGGGAUGCCAACAUACCGGAAUGCUUUCCACGCUCUCUCUACUGUCUGCACGGAUGACAAUGUGACCCCAUACCUGCUUGGAUCUUCAGACGGAGGCACCCCCACAAUCCUGCCAGAUCUGAGCCCUUGUGGAUUGGAAGACUGCCCUUCAGGGACACCUCCAGAUGAGCUUAUCAGCAUCAGCCCAACGUAUUUCGACCCAGACGCCCGCCCAAUCAUGAAGCUUAAAGAGGUGACACACACAAGUGCAGUUAUCACAAUCCAAAUACCAAACCCUUUCCGAAAGAUGUAUAUUCUGGUCCUUUACAACAACAGCUUUUUUACAGAUAUACAGAACCUAAAAAGCCAAAGGGAAGACAUUGAGUUGCUCAACCUUAAAUCCCAUACAAACUAUACAUACUGUGUGGCCUCCAUACGCAAUUCUCUAAGAUAUAACCAUACAUGCUUGACUAUCUCCACUGUUACAAGGACGAUGAAAGAGCAUGUUCCAAAUGAGUCAACAGCGACUCACUAUAUCAUGACCAUAUUGGGUUGCUUCUUUGGAAUGGUCAUUAUAUUGGGCGUGGUGUAUCAUUGCCUGAGAAAACGUAAGCAAGAAGAUGAAUCAAAGAGCAAGAAGCUUGAGAAGAUGAAAAGGAAUUUGAUAGAGAUGAAAUAUGGGGCUGAACUGGAAGGUGGGACUAUCUCUCAGCUAUCACAGAAGCAAAUGAUGUCCACUGUCGAGCCCAUUCAGAGGAUGCCGUAUUUACCAGCUGCGAGUGAGAAAGACCCAUAUAAGGUACAGGAACUGUCCGGAACACCCAAAACAACAAAAGGGAAUUAUAUAGAAGUAAGGUCAGACCAGUCAGAUCGCAUUGAAUGCAGCAUUCCACCAUCUGAGAACAGCCAAGGAUCUGUAGCAGAAAUAUCCACAAUAGCCAAGGAAGUGGAUAAAGUGAAUCAGAUUAUCAACAAUUGCAUCGAUGCACUUAAAUCUGAAUCAGCAUCCUUCCAGGCCGUAAAAUCUGGAGCCGUUUCAACUGCUGAGCCUCAGUUGGUUCUUAUAUCUGAGCACCCACCAGGCAAGUCCGGUCUUCUAUCACCAGUGUAUAAAGGAGGUUACCACCACCCGCUACAGAGGCAUCAUAGUAUGGAAGCACCACUUAAGCGUGCCAGCACAUCAUCAAGUGGGUCUUUGCGCAGCCCUAGAUCUUUCCGUUCGGAUGGUGCCUAUCGAUCAGAGUCCAAGUACAUUGAGAAAACUUCUCUGGAUGAGUCCGGGAUCUUGACAGUCGCCCCAACUUCUGCGAUGCUGAAGUCAGAGGCAGAGAGAAUGCGACACUACACGGAGCACCGGCACUCGUACCCCGGCCCGCACCACAUGGAGGAGCAAUUGGAGGUUUCUGCAAGCCGGAAGUCAUCCAUCUUGGAGCCGCUAACACGUUCUCGGCCGCAUGACCUGUCUUAUUCACAGCUUUCGCCACAGUACCACAACCUCAGUGGUUACUCCAGCCCAGAGUACACCUGCCGGCCAUCGCUUAGUCUAUGGGAACGGUUCAAACUCCACCGCAAACGCCACAGGGAUGAAGAGGAGUACAUGGCUGCUGGUCACGCAUUACGGCGAAAAGUACAGUUUGCUAAAGAUGAGGACCUCCAUGACAUCCUCGACUACUGGAAGGGUGUGUCUGCCCAGCAGAAAUUAUGAUUGCUUAUUUUAUUUUAGUGUUUAUUUAAAAAGUGGCUAAAUAAACCACACUUCACUCUCUGGACCAAAUAAAGCCAGUCUUCAUUAAAGCUGCAGUAAGUAACUUCCUGUGAGUUAGGGAUUUGGAUUUAGCCAUCGCUGGUAGAAAAAUGUCACUUCAAGCAACUCUCAUUUAAACAAUAUUCAAGUGCUCAGUCGAAUUGGCUAACUGGAUAAUUAGCGAAGAAGACGAUAUCAAGUUAACAUGGUAGAAUUGCAAUAUGAACAAGAAUACUAGCCAGCUAGUUAGCUAGGUUUGCAAAAAGAAAACACCAUUAGUGAACUAGCCAACUGGGUAAUAUGGGUGAAAUUAUGGAGCUCUCUUGACCUUUAAAAAGCCAAGCGAAUAUUCAUCCUUGUUUUGGAAAUUCUAGCUAAUAUUACCUGGUUGCGAUGUGUGUUUUAGCGAGCUAGCUGCACUACUUUUGCUAUUACUGGCUAUUUGAUUGAGGCUAGCAUAAUCUUUGUAUUUUAUCAUCUUUUAAUACCCAAAAUCUCUGAUAUGGAAUUUUAGCAGAGAAUGAGUUGCAGCAGUGCAAGAACACCAAGUUUUAGUGUGUUUUUUUUCUGUACUGACUCUCUAAUACAAAACAAAAAGUUACAUACUGCAGCUUUAAAUAGAAACUCACUCAUUUUUUGGAGUUAGAGUAGCUUAGAUAUAAUGAAAUCACUAGCUAUUUUUGCUAUUUGACAAUAAAACAUGACACAUUAGAUCUUACGGGGAGGUAUAAAAAGUAAUAGAUGACUUUUAACAGUAUUAACCUCAAAUUAAAUCAUUUUUAUAUAUCAGUAAUUAUAAAAGUAAUUAUAGGGUAUUAUAUAUUGUCUAAUUCUUAUUACUAUCAUUAUUAUUAUCGCAAUCAUCAUCGUCACUGUCAUCUCAUCAUUACUAUUAUUAUUAUUAAGGUUAUUCUUACUGAUUACUAUAAUUAAUCUUUGGUUAUCGCAUGGCCGUGUCCUGUGACAGUAUAUUGACUGUUGUGCACUCGGAACAAAGAACUUAAUCAAAAUGUCUGCCGAAUACUGUUUCACGUAAGAGUUCCAAGAAAAACGAAAAACAAAAACAAAACUGUGCUACUUUUUUUUCCAACGGUUCAAAAGGACUGCUACAGAGUUCUCCAUCUUUUCAAGGGAAUCUGUAUCGAAAAAAAAAAAAGUUAGACAUUUGCCACAGAAGCACACGUGUUGGCUUUUACAACAAAACAACAACUUUAAAAAGAAAACACAGCUUCUGUUCACGCUCUUUUUGUAAAGUUUGUGUUCAAAUCUGCAAUGAAUGUCUUGAGUCCUUAAGGAUUGCACUGUUCAACUGCACAAAAAUACAGAAACACACACACACACACACACUCACUCACACACUCCAAUGUCUUUCCCAUGUCAGAAUACACAAUACAGAAACACACACACACACACACACACAGAGAGAACACACAUAGAAGAAUGUAUGUAGAAUGACUUCUAGCAUUUUCUAACUUCGUCUCAGUACCACGUCUAUUUUUCUGUAAUGUUUUAUCCGUCUUUGACUAAUCACAGCCAUAAAUUCUUUUUUUAAAGCCCUGAUUAUCUUCUCCGCGUAGCGACGACGCCAACGUGCCAGUUCUGUGCCAAUGCGCUGAACAGCUACGACCUUCAGAUCAAGUUCAUGUAAAAUCCCCUUACAGAAAAAUCACCUCUGUUUCACGUGCGUGAAAGUGCAUUUCAACACGUUACGCACUGAAAUCUCGUAAACACGUGACAAAAAAAAAUGACCAUGAACCAUGUUUUUAAAAAUCCCAUCUGAAAAUAAAUGACUCAUGCAAAUACAGUCAUGUGGGGAAAUGAAUCAGGUGAAAAUGAAUGAAUCAUUUAAAAAAAUAAUAUGGAAAAAAUUGAAUCACAAAAAUAAAUAAAUCGUGUUAAAAAUCACAUGUAGAAAUAAACAAAUUGUGAAAAAUAAAUGAAUCAUUUUUUAAAAUCCACAAGAAAAACGAAUAAUAUAUAAAGAAUCACAUGAAAAUAAAUGAAUCAUUUGGGGGAAAAUCACGUGUAUGUAAUAAACUGUGAUAAUAAUAAAUUAUGUACAAGAAAAUCAGAUGUGGAAAUAAAUGAAUCGUUAAAAUUCACAUUAGGAAAUAAGGGUGAAAAAAUUAAAGAAUUGAAAUAUUAAAAAUUUUAAUUUAAUUUAAAAAAAUACAAAAAUGAAUCAAGUGAAAAAAAAAGAAUCAUGUUAAGAAUUACAUCCUUUAAUAAGACAUUACAUGUAAAAAUAAAUAAUUCAUGUAGAGAAAAAAAUCACAUGAAUCUAAAUGAACCGUGUAGAGAAUGAAUCCUGUGAGAAACGUAAACACGUGCAGUACGAGUGAAGUUCGGUGACUUUUCUGUAAGGGUCAGCGCUGUAAAGAUGAACAGAAUGGUUUUUCUCCUUCAGCUGUUGCAGCAGCUCUAAAGUGCUGAGCGCGGUAAGUCUCUAACUGAGCAAUCUUUCUUCACAGACAGUAACGCUGAUAGACCAUUUAGACUCCUCCGCUGGAAACGUGUUAUAAAUUCUGCAGCGUACUCACUACAAAAUGGCGACUGCGUUACACACUCACAGGCCACAGGGCUCGGCUCGGCUCGGCUCGGCUCGGCUCGGCCGUAACGCUCAUCUGUGCUCAAGCGCAAUGCUGCAGAAUGAAGCUACACGAUAAGCUUCAUCAUUUAACAGGUGUGGCUCAUUUAUUAGAGGGAAAAAAUUAUUAGAUUUAUUACAUUUAUUAUUGUUGUUUAUUAGAGUAUGAAAAAAUAUAAAAGGUCUGCAGUCUUUAAGCAUAUUAUUCAGUAUCUAAUAUGAAUUAUUCAGUAACUACACUGAGAAUAAUAGUAAAUAUGCCGCAUAUCGUUAAAACAUUCGGAAAUAUUUGCGGUAGAGUUAGCUGGUUAGUUAAGACGAGACACUACGCGUAGACGUUGAUGAUUUUGGUCAAGAAAUUUUCCAAUUUUUGGAUAAAUCGCAUCUCUGACACGUCUCUAUGAUGUUUGUUCCUCUGCAUUAUGUGAAACUUUUAACAGACUUUAAGCUCCGCCCACUUCACUAUGACAUCAUGUCAGAUAUCCCUGAAAAGCUUGUUUCCUGACAUAUCUGUCACUUUAUAUAUCAUAUAAACCACACUAACUAGAGUUAACGUUAAAAUGCUUUCUAUUUUUACAUUUUAUUGCAGAGGAAAUGUUCAUCAUUGUUGGAUUUUCAUUUACAAUUUUAUACUAAAAGAACAGUAUGCGGUGUUUUCGUGAUUAAACAAUAAAAAAGACAAGCCAAAGUCUUCCUACGUAGUGUCCCAGAGAAAGAGCAUUUUAAUUCUAAUAACAUCCAAAGACGAGAUGUCUGAUUUUAUUAAAUAUGCAAAUUUACAUAUAUGUAAUUAGAUGAAGCCUCAUUUGCAUAAAUAAAUGUACAAUAAAAAGAUCCAGGAAAGAUUAUUUGAAAUAUACAGUAUGUUGUGUUUUUAAAAAACGUCCCCAGUCACCUGUAGUGUCUCGCCUUAAGUGACAAACUAAAUAAACUUUCUCUAAAAACACAGACACAGUGAAAUAUCUAUUAUUUCAUUAUUAUUCGUUUGAAAAAAAGGAGGGUUUCUUUAUUUAUUUUAUUUAAAUGAAGCUGAAAUCUCUUCCAAUUUGAAAGAGGUUUCCGUUUGUGUGACAGAAUUUAACACUGAAAACUUUAAUAAAUGUAAUUAAGUUUGACUUGAUGCUAGCUUAUUGUUUAUUAAUUAUUUAGCACCUGUGUGUGUGGAGGUCUGGGAAAACCCAUCGGAAGUGAGAGAAUUCGGGAAAACGAGGCAGAGCGUCGUUUCUCAAUGGAAUGAAAUCUUUAAAUGUGAUUCUGUUCCUUUCUUAGAAAUUGACUUCUAGUUGAGAAACACGCAAAACAGAAACAGUUCAGGAAAAUCUGUUCUUUAUAGAGUAGAAGAUGUUGGAAUUUGAGCGUGUGAAGGGUUUUCCAGGCCGCUACAUCCAGCUUUCCUGUUAGUUUCAUUUCUAUAAUUCAGUGUAGGAACUGAGUAAUACGUUUUAAGGUACAUAAGCGAAUAAUAAGCUGAAAGAUGAAGAGGUUUAUUUCAUCAGGAAGCUCAGGUGGGUUAUACACACGUUCAGACUCGAGCAGUUUAUAGAGAAACAUGAAUCUGGUAAUAAUUAUGUUAAUGGAAAUGAUUACGAUCACUUUAUGAUAAUUGCUGUAGGAUUUGAAAGGUCAGAGGUCACCACUGAUUACAGCUCUGACAUUAACGCUAAACUCCACCCACAAUAUUCACACGCGCAUAUUAGUCUUUAGAAUUAAGGAUUUAUCAGUAACGUCCAACAUGUAUUUUAGAAUCAAAUCAACAUGGUGGUAUGUUUUCACAGUUUCCUACAUUACCCACAAUGCCGUUCUGCUAGAGGUGCAGUGGGGUUUCACCCUCGCUUCAUCUCUAUCUAAAGAGAGCGAUGAUGCAGCGGCGCUUUAGUGCUUUAGUCCGUCCAGCUCUCUCUCCUCCUCGUCUGUUCACUCUGCUCAAACACAAACGCCGUAUAUGCCGUCGCGCUCAUCAUCUCGUACAUCGCUAACUCGGCGUCGUAUAGCUGCAUUGCAUUCUGGGAGUUUGAGUCAAGCGUUUGCUCCACUCGAAACGUGAUUGGAUUUUCUCAUAUUAAACUCCAGUGUAACUGUGAUAACAAUAACAAUAACAAUAAUAACAACAGUAACAAUAACAAUAACAAUAACAGUGUCCCCCUGUGACAUCAGAGAAACACACAACUGCUAACUUCUCACAGGAAUAAGGACAGUACAACACCAACCCACACAUUCUCACCAGUCACUAAACACAUCACCAGACUUCAGUAUAAACCGAUUUAAUGUGUUUCAGGAUGGAGUUUAACUUUAAAUCAGAUUUUUACUAAAUCACGCUGACUGAAAUGUUCAGUUCGUUUGUGUUUUGUCUUUUGUAACGGUUCAGAGCAUUCAGGUGAUGACUGUAACAAAUGUCGCAUGUCAUUGUUUAAUCCCUCUAAAUGUCAUGAUACAAACACAGAAUGUUCUCAUUUCUACAAUUAUCCAGAGGAUUGCAGUUUAAUCAGGUUCAUUUCUCUUCAAAAAUAUCUGUGAAGGUGUGAUCACAUUGUCAUCGUGUCAUGGGUGGCAGGCCUUAUAACUGUGACGCUUUUUUAUCUCUAGUCUGUAUUGUGCAGGCCUCGACCUCUGGGCCUUAAUAUUAAUAUGAAGGAUAUUUCUACGCUUUAGAGCUAAACUUGGGUCAUUAAAAAUGUGCUAACAUCCAUUUAUAAAAAAAAAAAAAGAUCUCUGGGAAAAGACUACAGCAUGGAGGAACAUUUCAGUGGAAGUGUGUGGAGAAUGUUACGAGAUUUUUCCAUACAGCCUUAAAAACAAUGUAAGCUUUGUUUUUUUUCUUUUCUAUUGAUGUAGCUAAUCAAUGUAAACCUUACACCACUGAAAAACUUCUAACUGAGAAAAACAAAGGUUUCUCGCUUCAUCUCUUCAUUUGUACGUAAUCUUCCUGCUUUGUAACGCUCUAACUGCGACCUGUAGCACUACUGAGUUAUCAUGGACAUUUUACAGGACGAUGAAGACGUGGAAGUGGAUUACGAAAAGCCUGGACUGCGUUGUAAUGAUUUGCUUGUAAAAUGGUUCUGGUGGAUCCCAAAGGGCUUUUUGGUCUGAUGGAAAUUUCAAUGAGCACAAUAAAAAAAAUCUGUUUAUUUCUUAGUUAAUAAAAUGGUGGGCUUUUUUUUUUUUUUUUUUUUUUAGUCACACUUUGAUGAUUUGAAAAUUAUGUGAAUUAAAUUAUUUUGCAUUUUGGAGUCGGUUUGCUGUUCAGCACGCGUUAGUGCCGAUGUUUCUCCAUCUCGCUCCUGAAGUACCCUUACAAGCUUUAUAAAUUCCUGUAGGACGCUAUUAAUGAGCUGAUGACUCAGGUAGAUACUCGAGACUUAAGAGCAGGGAACUUAACGACCAUCCAACUAGUCACUCAGGAUUUAUUCCCUUUUUGCCCGGCUGUGUUAGAAGUGGAAUAAAGUAAUCAAAGUGCCAAUGUUUUAAACUUUUGAAAUGAAAAAUAAGGAAAGAUCAGAGUGACUUUGACCAUGUGUGAAAAGGAAAUCAGAACCUCGGAACAUGAAGUCACACCAAACAGCUAUUUAAUUUUUGAGUUAGCACGACGUUCGUGUGACAACUUACCCCGCUCUCCCCUACAUCACUGGGUCCUCCUGUGUACAGUUUUAUAUAAAAUAAAAUCCUUCUCUGGUCAAACGUUAGAAAGCUGACAGCUUUACAGAACGAUCUCUCUGUAAAGAGCAGCAGGUUCUCAGUCACUCAGUGGAGGACGGAAACACACCCCGACUGAGGCGAUAUAUCAGUUUCAGGACUUUGCACAAGAGCUCCAGUUAGAGCAGCAGCCAGCUCUGAUUAAAAUGCGUGAAAGAGUUUAAUCUGCCUUUGUCUUUAAACAGAUGAAUUCUGGAUUGAUUUUUGCAGGAAGAGAAGUCUGGUAUUGAUCUGUGUGUGGAAUGCAGUCUGAAAACUCACAGUGUUACUUUACUGAGGCUGUGAGUCUUCCUGACCUCAGUCUAAUCGAGCAGACUGAUGAAGAUGCACUGAUUUUACUCCAGCUGCACUUACAUGCAGCGUAACAACCUGCUAAUAAUCUGCCUGAAUGUGCAUUAGGAAUAAAAUAAAUGGUCAUACAUACACAUCAUUCAGAACAGGGGAAACUUUCUACUGAAGUGAAUUUAAUCAUUUUUGUGUCAUGAUUAUCAGAGAGUGUGUAUGUAAUGUUCACGUUACACGUCUUCAGCGAUUUAAUGAUAACUGUGAGGUUAGAUAAGUGAUGAGAUGGGAAUUAAAUGCACCGUUUAACACACAGUAAAGUUAGCUCAAUGUGUGAUAUUCAGCCGACAUUCAGCGAGAACGAUACUGUUAAAAAGAAGUGAGAAAAGAGUAAUAAUAAAAUUCUUCAAAAACAAUCAUAAAUCAGACUUUCACUUAGAUUCCCCAACAACAGGACAAUUUACACUCAUUUACACACACAGGCUAACAUUUACUAACGUGACCUUAUCAAACAGCCAAGGUGACUGAUACACACACACGCAC
This is a messenger RNA of Pangasianodon hypophthalmus (striped catfish), 10211 nucleotides long. RefSeq names its product extracellular leucine-rich repeat and fibronectin type III domain containing 1b (gene elfn1b). Gene Ontology annotation, molecular function: protein binding. Lineage: Eukaryota; Metazoa; Chordata; Actinopteri; Siluriformes; Pangasiidae. The transcript has 2 exons. The record is from RefSeq and is a predicted model, not a curated record. Bases 635 to 3070 code for a protein of 811 amino acids. Gene Ontology annotation, cellular component: plasma membrane.